UAAGCGAUCAUUACCACAGUGACUUUAUUGCUCUUCAAGAGCUUUUCCUUUGUGUGACUGUCCAUAUAACGUACCUGCACGUACCUAGAGAUGGGAGGGGGGCAGUCCCAAGAAAGAGUGAUUGGUGUAGAGGAAGGUACUGGAGGUGGAGGGGAACCACAUAUAAUUGUUACCGAGGACUUUGUGAAACACAUCAGUGGAAAAAAUCAAGGUGGAAACACUUUAGAAGACGUAGCCCCAGAGGAACAUGGGAUCAUGAGUGAUAAUGAUAUGUUCACACAAAGUGCUAAAGAACUGUUGAUAGGGGAUGAUUACAACAGAGGGGAAGUGUACCUGUCUGAGGAGGAGGAUAGUCGGUGGAAAAGAAAGUUUUACUCGGAACUGCAAAAGAAUUCAAGCUUAAAGACAUUAAGUAGUGAGUCAUUCGAUACAGCUGUCAACGAAAUCAGAGAACAGUUUUCAACGAAGACAUCAAGUGAUAUGAUGCCCGUGUGUGACGACUGUAGAGACAAAGUAGACAACUGUUAUCAGAGGAAUGCCACCACGCCUUUGCUCUGCUCCAAUCUAGUCAGGGAGUACAUGCAGUGUGUGGAAAAACAUAGAAAGGGACUCUUACAAGUACCAAGUCAAGUUUGACAGCUUCAUCACAUUGGUCAAGAGCAUUAGAGCACACACUAUGAUUUGUUUGUAAGAGGCAUGCCUCCUUGUUUGUCCAAUUGAUAUGCAAGCGUACGUAUUACCAUCAACAUUGAUAUAGAAGCUUUAAGUGGGCAAAAUCCUUGUCCAUUGUGUAUCUUUAAA
Molecule: messenger RNA, 801 nt
Organism: Halichondria panicea
Lineage: Eukaryota; Metazoa; Porifera; Demospongiae; Suberitida; Halichondriidae
Exons: 6
Coding region: 91-636 (181 amino acids)
Biological process (GO): inner mitochondrial membrane organization
Cellular component (GO): MICOS complex
Source: RefSeq, a predicted model, not a curated record